AUGGAAGCAGUGGCACAGUGGGUUGUAGGCAAAGGAGACUCUGUGACUCCACAUCUGAAGCGUAUCCUUAUAGAUCCAUCUCUCUACACUCCUCUGUUGGACCAUAAUUAUGCUCUCCCAUACACAUGUUCAGUGCUCUCAAGACCUGCCUUGUUUGGGACAUCGCACAGUGCAGCUGAGAAUGCAUUCUAUCGGCGCAAGUAUGAUUACCUCCUUUCAAAGUGUGAGCAGAUUCAGCUGGAUAAUGAACGCCUGGUCUAUCGGAUUCAGCAGGUGAAAAAGGCAUUAAGACAGACAAGAAAGGAGAGACGAUUCCUCAUGCAGCGCUUAGAUACACAUGGAGAUGACUAUCACAAUGUUCCUAUCACAUACACCAUUGAAGAUCUCCCCAAGAUCACUCUUCCUCCAGUUCAGAGUGUGAAAGGAAAACGGGCAAAGUCAGAUUUGCCAAAGCGACCCAGUAACCCUUACCUCCAAUUUUGUAAUGAAAAACGUUCUGAAGUCCAGGAGGAGUAUCUCAGAGAGAAAGGAAUACAACCAUCAAAGCAGGAUAUCACUCGAAUCCUGGCUCACAAAUGGAAUGCCCUCUCCCAGGAAGACAAGAAGGUGUAUUACAUGAAGUAUGAACAGGAUAAGGAGCGAUACCAGGCUGAGAAGCAACAGGUUCAGCAGCAGUUACAGACAGCUCAACUGCAAACCCCAGAACUUCCACCCCCCUCACAUCCUGAUUCCCAAAAGAGUGCUCUUGAUAUUGCCAUUCAGAGUAUCCUGCUUGAUUAA
Messenger RNA from Darwinula stevensoni, 780 nucleotides. The record is from the annotation of a GenBank genome assembly. Lineage: Eukaryota; Metazoa; Arthropoda; Ostracoda; Podocopida; Darwinulidae.